This is a messenger RNA of Psilocybe cubensis, 864 nucleotides long. RefSeq lists its product as uncharacterized. The transcript has a single exon. Bases 1 to 864 code for a protein of 287 amino acids. Gene Ontology annotation, molecular function: hydrolase activity. NCBI's taxonomy places the organism in Eukaryota, Fungi, Basidiomycota, Agaricomycetes, Agaricales, Agrocybaceae. The record is from RefSeq and is a predicted model, not a curated record.
AUGGACGCUUUAUUUGACCGCCGCCCCCCGACAAAUCUCGAGGAUUUCAGACGCAAUCCGGUUGUAUUCUUAGCGAAAAGGGGUUAUUAUGCUGGCGUUACCCACUGUGAACCGCCAACAACACCCCGAAUUCAAGUGGUCGCUAUCUCUGAUACCCAUAAUCAUCAUGGGGAGGUGGCUUUAGUACCGGAUGGUGACAUUCUUAUACAUGCUGGGGAUCUCACGCAAUCUGGAACUCGCACAGAGAUGAUUUCAGCUUUACAAUGGCUGGCAGACCAACCACAUCCACACAAGAUAUUCAUUGCGGGCAACCAUGACCUGGGAUUAAAUGUUCCCAAGAAAGAUCUACACGACCUUCUAGAAGACUUCCCGGGCCUCGUAUACUUGGCCGAAUCAUCGGUUACAUUGACCAUUAAUACACGCACGGUCAGGAUUUAUGGCAGUCCCAUGACCCCGAAAUUUGGUUCUUGGCCCUUUCAAUACCCUCGUACUAAGCCUGAAGAUGCACACUGGGACAAAAUACCACUUGAUACCGACAUUUUAAUUACCCAUGGCCCACCAGCUCAUCAUGCGGAUCAUGGCAACGGGUGUGGGGCGCUUCUCAAACAGCUUUGGAGUGUCCGACCACGCCUUCAUGUAUUUGGGCACAUUCAUACUGCUCGGGGUAUUGAGCACGUCGCUUGGUCCGAUGCACAGGCUGCGUACGAGAGGAUAAUGACGAAUCAAUACUCUUGGAGAGAAUUUUUGGCUCUUCUCUGGGGAAUUUGGAGAGUAGACAAGGCGAAAUCAACUUUGAUAAAUGCAGCAUCUCUAGGGGGAUUUAGGGACGAAGAGCGACGGGAUGCGAUUGUCAUUGAUAUUUAA